AUGGGAGGAAUGGACGAACGACUGAAGUAUGCUACGUUGUUAUUAAAGGGUCAACCAUUUAAACGGGUCACCAGCGAUGGCGCCCUCUGUCGACAAAGAGAAGAAGAAUUAGGCACCGAGAUGGCUCGUUUAGUUCCUUCUUCUGUCCUGUCUUCAGUGCCUCCAACCAGUAAACAUACGCUAUUUAUGCGAGGUUUCGGAGGAAAUGUGACCAGUGAAGAUAUCAGAAAUUUUUUUGAGAGAGAAACAAAGAGUCGUGUCACGUUUGAUUUCUGUAAAACUAAUGUUGAUAGAACAAAGCUGUAUGUUGCUGUGCGCUUUAAAUCGAGAGAAAUAGCUCGUGAAGUAUUGAGUCGCUUUGAUUAUACAACAGUGCUGGGUUCAACACUGAAGAUGAGUUGGUUCCGAGAUCUUCGUAUUGUAAGAGUACCAAAAGGUCGCACUCCGCCCCGGAAGCUCUAUGACAGUCGAAGUAUUCAUCGUCUUCGAGCAUCUGCAAAUCCAUUCUUGAGAAAAAGAGCGAUCUCUCCGAGAAGGGUAUAUUCCUUGAGGGAUAGUCAUCGAUUUAGGAGUCCAUCUGAGGACAGAGUAAGGAAAAAAAGUGAUCGUCGCAGCAGCAGUAGACAUUCCUUGAGUCCAAAACAAAAGAGCUCUCAGGAACAUCUACCAUUGGAAUCAAAACACAGAUCAUCUUCUUAUUCUGAAGAUCAACCUGGCACUGACAAAUCACAUUCUCCAUCCCGACGAAGCCACAGUCAUAGCCAUAGCCACAGUCAUAGUAGUCACAGUCGUAGUCGUAGUAGAACUCCUGAGCAUAAGCGAUCACACUCGCCAUCUCCACGAAUUGUAAUUAGAACCCAUCGAAGUGUCAGUGAUAAAAAGAUUCCUUACAGUUCCAGUAUCUAUGGAAAAGUUGCAACGUUCAAGGAUCUCAAGUCUGAGCAUUCCAAUCAUUAUUAUUCAGACGGAUUGAACUACGGAAAAGAUAAUACUUCUUAUAAUAAAGAUUACAGAAAAGACAGAUCGUCAAGUCCUUAUAAAAGUCAUACAUACAGACCAAGCAGUUCUAACGGUGCUACUGCUUCCUCACCCGAGGAUUAUGGCUCUACCACUUCCAGAAAUAGAUACGAGUCAAAGUUUGCGCAGCCUGCCCUUGACUUGUCUCAUAAAUAUGUGAAUGGGGAUAGCAGAGGCAGUUUUCUUGGAAGCACAGACUGGUCAACGGAACAGUUAAAUGCAUUGAAACAAAGGAAAGAUGAAAUUGAACGGGCUUAUCGUCAAGACUGUGAAACUUUCGCAACUGUCGUCAAGAUGUUAAUAAG
Saccoglossus kowalevskii is the source of this 1322-nucleotide messenger RNA. RefSeq lists its product as uncharacterized. NCBI's taxonomy places the organism in Eukaryota, Metazoa, Hemichordata, Enteropneusta, Harrimaniidae. Gene Ontology annotation, cellular component: nucleoplasm. Gene Ontology annotation, molecular function: RNA binding. The record is from RefSeq and is a predicted model, not a curated record. Gene Ontology annotation, biological process: negative regulation of DNA-templated transcription; protein localization to heterochromatin; negative regulation of gene expression, epigenetic.